AUGACUAACAAGAAUGAUACUACUGAUGUAGUAAUGGAAAACAUCAAUGGAAUUACAGUAGACAUGGAAUGUAAUGAUUGUAUUGAGAGUGAUAUUGAUAUGUGUAAAAAUCAAAUAACAUUAAAAGAUUCUUAUUUAUAUGAGUUACUUAAAAAUAUGACAAAAAAUAAAGACUAUAUUUUUAAGGAACUUAAUAAUAUAACUCUUAAUGAUAUUGAAAAAAUUAAAACAUUUCCAGAAUUUAUUAGCCAGUACAAUAAUAUAAUACAAAGCAUAGCUUUCCUUAAAUAUGAUAAUAUAGGAUUUGUUCACGAAGCAGUAUUGGAAAAAGAAAAAUUUGAUAAUCAUGAAAUAUUAAAAAGACAUAGUUUGCUGGUUCGUGAAAAAAAAAUUCUAGAUGAAGAAUUAAGAAUGUAUGAUAUAGUAAACAAUGAUGCUUUUAAGCUUUACAAAACACUGGUUAAAGAAUUAAAUCUCAAUGAGGAUGAUAUUUCUGAUAAAGUAGAAUGCAAUCCAGAAACAUUCUCUGCCACUGAACUAAUAAAAAUUCUUCAGGAACACCUUAAUGAAAGGAAAAGUUCUGUAAAUUCUUUGGAAAUAAAUGAGACAUACUUGUCAACAUUGAAAAGUUUUUAUGAAGGCCGCAUUGCUGCAAAUUCGGAAAAAAAAGCUGUAAAUUGUCAAAUUAAAAAACUAAUUCGUAAUUAUUCGAAGUCAUUGAAAACAUCAUCUAAAGAUAAGUAA
Messenger RNA from Strongyloides ratti, 744 nucleotides. RefSeq lists its product as hypothetical. The transcript is spliced from 2 exons. The record is from RefSeq and is a predicted model, not a curated record. NCBI's taxonomy places the organism in Eukaryota, Metazoa, Nematoda, Chromadorea, Rhabditida, Strongyloididae. The coding region runs from base 1 to 744 and encodes 247 amino acids.